Molecule: messenger RNA, 750 nt
Organism: Talaromyces stipitatus ATCC 10500
Lineage: Eukaryota; Fungi; Ascomycota; Eurotiomycetes; Eurotiales; Trichocomaceae
Exons: 2
Coding region: 1-750 (249 amino acids)
Source: RefSeq, a predicted model, not a curated record
AUGGGAAGUUCCAGACCCGAAUCAAACUCUGUUCAGAAAGCAGCAGGCUUAUGUGCCCCUUUGUUUGGUCGUUGCUUCUCAUCAACUAAUCUCGGCUCGGCGGCGAAAGAAGAGCUUCUGAAUGAACAGGGAGGAUUGAAGAUAUGGGCUGGAAAUAUCGGUAUUUUUGCCACCGGAACCGCGUCUGCGGACUACCGAUUGCGAAACGACCCAAACAUCAAGGAGGCCAUGGUCUCAAUGCUUGUAGCUGACUUAAAGGAGGAUUAUGGUGAAGGAGGGACAGCCGACAAAGAAGGCUCACAGAAAUCCACUUCAUCUUCUGAGGCCUCACUCGUUGUUGAUCUGGACGAAGAAGAAACUUCUAACAACGCGGGAACCUCCCUCUCUGGCAGCGCCGUACAAAAUCUUAUAGAGACGUGCAAGGUUACUAUAACAAAUCUCACCGCCUUUCUGUCGCCAUUAAGAAGCCUGUUUUCAUAUAACGAGAACGCGAAAGUUACAAGGUUUAUACAAAAAGAAAAGGGAAAAACAGAACAACAUGGCGGAGAAGACAUCAUAUCUGAGUUCCUGGUGCACAUCAAAUGGCUGUUUAGCUUUAGGUACAGACAGAUAUCACCUAAUAUUGCUGAGAGGCUCAUUGAUGCCCUUGUCUUUCGCCGGAAGAAACUAAUAUAUUGCCAAAGACAUCAGGAGAAACUCCAGCACGGGAUGGGAGAUGCAUUUGUGUUGCCAUUUGAUGAGGCUAUCUAA